AGAGAAUGAGAUUCUAGUCCUCCAAGGGUUAAACCCACAGAGACCUGGUUCCUGGAGAGGCAGGAAAUGUCAAAACGGGGACUAUAAUGUCGGAUGCACUUGUAUAGUGGUUGUUAUUACAGUAUUGUUAUGAUUGUUAUUCCCGGAAGGGAAAGAGGCUUCCUGGGAUUCCUUCGUGCGGAGAGGAGAGCUUUGUGCGCGUAACGGGCCCGGCAGGAAGGCAGAACAAUGGCAUCAGGGGUGCAGUCUGGGCCAUAACUUCCUUGUGGCGCAGCGGAAGGAGCUGCCAUGCACUCAUCUCAGCAGUUGGUGUCCUUUGAAGCAGUGGUUGUGUAUUUCAGCAAGGGGGAGUGGGAUCUCCUGGGUCCAAGCCAAAGAGCUCUCUACAAGGAAGUCAUGCUGGAGAAUUAUGAGAGUGUGGCCUCUCCAGAAAUUCCCAAACCAGACCUCAUCUCUCGUCUGGAAGGAGGUGAAGAUCCAUUUGUCUGGAACUGCGAGGAAGUAGAGAGAUUGGCAGGAGGUGAUCAGUACAACACUGAAAACUAUAGUGAGCCAGCAGGAACACCCAAGCAGAAAGCAAGAAAGGAGAUGCUUGGAAGUCCAUCAGGACAAAAGAGACCUGAGGGAAAUCAAAGAAAGAAUGGAAGGAAAGAAUCCUCUACUUCUCUGGGUGCUGAUGACCUUGAACUUCUGAACCCAGAAUAUCACCAAAGAAAGCAACUGAAAAAGUGUCCCAUCUUUGGGGAAAUGAUCAAAGAUAAAUCAGUACUAAAUAGAUACCACAGAACCCCCACUGGGGUGAAACUAUAUGAUUGUAUGAAAUGUGGGAAGAGCUUUAGAGAUAGGGGAACUCUCACUAGACACUGCAAAACCCACACCGGGGAGAAACCAUACAAGUGCAUGGAGUGUGGAAAGAGCUUUAGAGAUAGGGGUAGUCUUACUGAACACAAAAGAACUCACACAGGGGAGAGACCAUAUAAAUGCUUAGUAUGUGGGAAAAGCUUCAGUGCAAAUGGAAACCUUAAAGCACAUAAAAGAAUCCACACCGGGGAGAAACCAUACAAGUGCAUGGAGUGUGGAAAGAGCUUCAGAAACAGUGGAACUCUUAGUGAGCAUGAAAGAACUCACACAGGGGAGAAACCAUAUAAAUGCUUGGUAUGUGGGAAAAGCUUCAGCGUGAGUGGAAGCCUUAAAACACAUGAAAGAAAGCACACAGGGGAGAAACCAUACAUAUGUAUGGAAUGUGGAAAGAGCUUCCGUGACAGUGGGAAUCUUGUCAUACAUGCAAGAACCCACACAGGAAUGAGACCAUAUAAGUGCGAAGAGUGUGGAAAAAGUUUUAGUGUGAAUGGAAGUCUUACUAAACAUAAAAGAAUCCACACAGGAGAGAAACCAUAUAAAUGUAUGGCAUGUGGAAAGAGCUUCCGUGAUGGUGGAACUCUUAGAAAACAUGAAAGAACCCACAUGAAUACUCACCGAGCUGCUCCCUGGUUUGCCGGAUGCAUAAAUUUGAUGUAUAAAUGCACCAAAAGCAACCACAACCCUGCAACUUUCCAUCUGGAACGAAGAACGACGUGCGCGCAGGGCGCCGCUUUGCGCACAGGGAGGAGAUGCAGCCCUGCGAGGGUUAAACAAACUGAGCUCCUAGAGAGGCAGGAAGUUUUGAAACCGGGGGAAGGCCUUCGCCGACGCACCUCCAUUUGGAUUUGGAGGAAAGAAGCUCGUCGUCGGGAUUCCCAGGAGACGAAAGAGGCGAUGAGAGCAAUGGCAUCAGAGGCCCAAUCUGGAUCAUCGCUUCCUGGAGCUGGAGUGGAAACUUCUGCCAUGGACCCAUCUCAGCGGCUGGUGUCCUUUGAGGAGGUGGCCGUGUAUUUCAGCAAGGGGGAGUGGGAUCUCCUGGGCCCCUGCCAGAGAGCUCUCUACAAGGAAGUGAUGCUGGAAAACUAUGCAAAUGUAAUGUUUCUGGCUGAUCAGCGGGACAAGAGUUAUAGUGAGCCACUGCAAACAGGCCAGCAUAAAGCAGGAGAAGAGAUGUUUGGACAUCAAAGGGAGGGAAAUAGGCUAGAAGGAUACCGAUCGAAGAAUGGGAGGAAUAAUUUUUCUAUUUCUCAAGGUGCAGAUGACCAUGAAGUCCCAAACCCAGAAGACCACAAAAGAAAUCAACUGAAAAAGUGGAUAGUGUAUGGGGAAAUAUGCGAAGAUAAAUCUGUGUUAAAUAGACAUUCCAGAACCCACACAGGGCAGAUCCUAUAUAAAUGCACAGAAUGUGGAAAGAGCUUCAACAAGAGAGGAAACUUCAUUGUACAUCAAAGAACUCACACAGGGGAGAAACCUUUUAAAUGCAUGGAGUGUGGAAAAAACCUCAGUGAUAGGAGAAGUCUCAUUGUACAUCAAAGAAUCCACACAGGGGAGAAACCAUAUGAAUGCCUGGAGUGUAGAAAGAGCUUCAGUGAUAGAAGAAGUCUUUUUGUACAUCAGAGAACCCACACAGGGGAGAAACCAUAUAAGUGCAUGGAGUGUGGAAAGAGCUUCACGGUGCAUCGUAGCCUUACUUCACAUCAAAGAACCCACACAGGAGAGAAACCAUAUCAGUGUAUGGAAUGUGGACACAGUUUUAUUGAUAGAGGGUAUCUUGCUAGGCAUCAAAGAAGACACACAGGAGAGAAACCCUAUAAAUGUAUGGAAUGUGGAAAGAGCUUCAUUGAAAGGGGAAAUCUUGCAAGGCAUCAAAGAAAUCACACAGGAGAGAAACCAUAUCAGUGCAUGGAGUGUGGAAAAAGCUUCAGUGAUUCACGAGCUUGUUCUAAACAUCAAAGAACCCACACAGGGGAGAAGCCAUAUCAAUGCAAGGAGUGUGGAAAAAGGUUCACUCAUAAUGGAAGCCUUAAUGUACAUUUGAGAACCCACACAGGGGAGAUGCCGUAUGAAUGCUUGGUGUGCACAAAGACCUUCACACAGAAAGGUCACCUUAUUUCACACCAGAGAACCCACACAGGAGAGAAACCCUAUAAAUGCUUGGUGUGUGGAAAUACCUUCACUCAGAGAAGUAACCUUAUUUCACAUCAAAGAACACACACAGGGGAGAAACCAUAUCAAUGCACGGAAUGUGGAAAAAGCUUUAGUGAUAGGAGAAGUCUUACUGUGCAUCGAAACACCCACACAGGGCAGAAACCACAUGAAUGCACAAAGUGUGAAAAGAGCUUCAGUGAUAGGAGAAGUCUUAUUGUACACCAGAGAACCCACACAGGGGAAAAACCAUAUAAAUGUAUGGAGUGUGGGAAAGGUUUUUGUGAAAGAGUGUAUCUUGUUAAGCAUGAAAGAAGGCACACAGGAGAGAAGCCGUAUCAAUGCUUGGUGUGCACAAAGACCUUCACACAGAAAGGUCACCUUAUUUCACACCAGAGAACCCACACAGGAGAGAAACCCUAUAAAUGUUUGGUGUGUAGAAAGGCCUUCGCUCAAAGAAGUAACCUUAUUUCACAUCAAAGAAUGCACGUAAGUGAGAAACCAUAAAAAUGUAUGGAAUGUCAGAAGAACUCUAGCAAAAACAGAAACCUUACUAUAAUUCACAGAAUAAGGAGGGAGAAACUUGUCCUAGUGCUAUUUUUCUUACUUGGUGGCCGGCCAACUUAAUUGGUAUCAAGGGUAUAGCUGGUAUAAAAGCAGGGUCCGCAGCACAGCCAUAUUGAUUCCAGAAAGGCACUGAUGCAAUGGAAGACCAGUUAGUACCAGGAACUGGGAGAGAACCUGAAACUAAGCCAAAGGUUCCCAAUAGCAUUGAAGGAAUUGAACAUUUAAAAUAAGUAAACAAUGUAUACAGUUGAGUUUGGGAAUUUGGAGUUGUAUCCAUUUCUGCUCAUGCAACAAGACCUCGCCUUCCUCUCCCCAACUGCUCCUAACAUCUAUUGUGUUUGGGGCAAAUUUUGAGAGAGCCUGGGGCAGAGAUCUGAAGUCCCAGAAAAGAACUUAGAAAUUGGGGGGACAUGACAUAGGUUUGUUUCCUUAUUUUUUCCUGGUUUCCAUCAAUAUUUUGGAAACAAAUGACGAAGUGUGGGGAGGGCAGAUUCCAGAGUUUAUCCAGGCCUCCACAUCUCUAGCCUGGGAGUGGGGCUGCAGGGGAAGGGAGAGGGGAGUUCUGUUGCUUAAGUGGAACAGCAGCCUUGGGUGCAACAUCAUGUAGUUAAUUGGCUUCCUGGAGUGGAAGGGUCAUAGCUCAGUGGAAUAGCACCUUGCAAGCAGAAGCACACAGGUUCAAUCCCUGACAUCUCAGAAUGUCUCCACCCUCAUCUUUCACUGAGGUCCAGCUCCGAGGACCUUCUGGCGGUUCCCUUCCUGCAAGAUAUGAGGUUACAGGGAACCAGGCAGAGGACCUUCUCACUGGUGGCGCCCGCCCUGUGGAACACCCUCCCAUCAGAUGUCAAACAGAUAAACAACUAUGGCUUUUAGAAGACAUCUGAAGGCAGCCCUGUUUAGGGAAGUUUUUAAUGUUUGAUAUUGAAUUGCUUUUUAUUUUGUUGGGAGUACCCAGAGUGGCUGAGGAAACCCAGCCAGAUGGACGGGGCAUAAAUAAUAAAUUAUAACCUUGCAGGGUUUCGAAGUACACAAGGGACUCCCUUUGGCUUCCAGGCUAGACCUUGCAUCUCGAGUAGAUCCCUGAUGGGGAAGCUUUCUUACGGCUACACUUCCACUCUUAUUGGCUCUGAAUGUCAGUUGGUAGGUGCAAGGUAGCUUGGGAUGCUGUGGUGAUCUUUGUCGCUUUGUAACGGAAAUAUAUCACCUCCCCAAACAGGAAAGGAUUUGACGGAAAUAUCCUGAAUCUAGGAUGAGAGAUUCCCAUGUGAUGAUGGAGUCCCAUUACGUGAUGAUGCUUGUCCUGCCUUAAUACACGUGGGUCCGUGGCAUUCUUAUAAGCUCUUUAUACAGAUUUCUUUAAAAAGUGAAUAUAAACAGUAGUAUAAAGAACCGAAAACACCAGAGUCUUUCAUACACUCCUAAUCUUCAACACCCAAAGAGGCCCUCCUUCUUCCUCUGAGCCUGCCAGUCCAUGUCUGAUCCAAAUUGGGCCACAGGGAAGGAACUGGGUUGCUUAAAAAAUUAAAAUGUAUGUAAUUGUUUUGGCCAAAAACAAUUUGGCCACCUCAUGAGAAGAGAAGAAUCCUUGGAAAAGACCCUGAUGUUGGGAAAGAUUAAGGGCACUAGGAGAAGGGGAUGACAGAGGACGAGAUGGUUGGACAGUGUUCUCGAAGCUACCAACAUGGGUUUGACCAAACUGCGGGAGGCAGUGCAAGACAGGAGUGCCUGGCGUGCUAUGGUCCAUGGGGUCACAAAGAGUCGGACACGACUAAACGACUAAACAACAACAAUUGUUUUGGGGAUUAUGGGAUUCAUAGGCUUCCUGAGUAGUAGCAUUGCCUAACUAGAAAAGGAAGCUACUAAUUAAUAUUGCUUAUCUGCAAACAAACUGUGUCUAACAUAAGAUGGAGUUAAUGGUUUUUGCUUUAAAGCUCCGAAAUGUUUGUACAUUGAAAUGCAGGACAAAAAGUAACUCCAGGUUAUAAACCUGCAUUGACAUUUAGAUCUGGAGGAUCUCACAAAGUGAAAGAGUCACCAUAUCGGAGAAUGAAGAAAGCAAGACUUUAAUGGUGACUGUUAGGGGAUCAUUGGGUGUACAUUUGCUCCAGAUGCACAUUUGCUCAAUUUUGGGAAUGGCUUUUUCUGUACGUAACCAUUCUUAUGUUAAACCUUUCCCCCUAAGAACCGCCUUUUCUAAACUUACAGUAAAUCUUUUAACUUAAUUCAUAAAACUGUGUCGUCUCUUAAUUUAUAUCCACCCCUAAGCCAAACCUCAUACUCUACCACGAAGUGUUCUCGAAGAGACAGAAGAAGUAUAUUUAACUACUGUAUUGUUUAUUUUAGGAUGUUUAGUGAAAGGCAGCCUGGCAAAAUAAAGACAUUUCACCUGGUAGCAGCAAAAAGGCUUCCCAAGAUGUUUUGGGCUACGUGUUGCUUCAGCCGGACAUGGAAAUGAUUUCAUUAAGGGAGAAAAUGUACUGUAGCUUGUGUUUCCUCACUGGCUCUGAGAAAGUUGAUGAAAAUAAUGAACACAAAUAAGAAGCAAAGGCCUGAGGAGGCAACAAGUACAGCAUUCUGGGUAAUCUCUGUAAAAGGAGAUGGCCCCAGAUUCAUGCUCUAAAAUGGGUGGCAAACAUUUUUUGGGCCUGAGGGUCAUAUUCAGGUGUGGGUGUGAAUUAAGGCUGGUGUCAUGGGUCCAGCUCAGAAAACUUGUGGUCUGUCAAGAGCGUCUGAGGACUAGAUGGGACCAGAAGGCCCAUUUGGCCCCUGGAGCUGAAGUUCCCUAUUCCUUCUCUAAAAAGAUGGGUCCCUCAGGCUUGGGGUUACAUGAGACAAAAGGUAUACUACCGGUAGUUGUUUCCAGUGUGGCAAUAUUAAAUACACUCUUGAAGCACACAUUUUUUGGGGUGUGGGUGUGUUCCCCAUUGAAUAAAGCACUGUAAACUGUGGGCCAUUGUAAUGGAUUGCUUUGAAGUCAUUUCUGCACCAAGC
Molecule: messenger RNA, 6564 nt
Organism: Zootoca vivipara (common lizard)
Lineage: Eukaryota; Metazoa; Chordata; Lepidosauria; Squamata; Lacertidae
Source: RefSeq, a predicted model, not a curated record